UUUCCUCUAAAAAUGGCUUGCGCAGAUGUUGAGUUUAGGUGUUUCGUCGGUGGCUUGGCCUGGGCCACCACCGAACGAACCCUUGAUGAGACUUUCGGUCAGCAUGGCGAGAUUCUCGAAUCGAAGAUUAUCAAUGAUCGUGAGACUGGUAGAUCCAGGGGAUUUGGCUUUGUCACCUUCAAGUACGAACAUUCCAUGAGGGACGCCAUCGAGGCUAUGAAUGGCCAGAGCCUAGACGGUUGUAACAUUACCGUUAAUGAAGCACAGUCUCGCGGAAGCGGAGGCGGAGGCGGAUAUUUCCGUGGUGGUCGCUGUGAGGGCGGAGGCGGAGGCGGAUACGGUCGACGGGAAGGUGGUUAUGGUGGAGGUUACGGUGGUGGCCGUGCCCGUGGAUAUGGUUGUGGCGACCGCGAUUAUGGUGGUUGUUAUUCGAGGGGUGGUGGUGCUUCCGAUGGAAGCUGGAGGAAUUAA
Ipomoea triloba (trilobed morning glory) is the source of this 471-nucleotide messenger RNA. Its product is annotated as glycine-rich RNA-binding protein-like. The record is from RefSeq and is a predicted model, not a curated record. NCBI's taxonomy places the organism in Eukaryota, Viridiplantae, Streptophyta, Magnoliopsida, Solanales, Convolvulaceae. The transcript has 2 exons. Gene Ontology annotation, molecular function: RNA binding. Bases 13 to 471 code for a protein of 152 amino acids.